UUGGACCUCCCGGUCGGGAAUCACGCUUUAUUGAAGGCAAUUCGCUGGAGUCGAAAUCGCAGACGCAAGACAAGCGAAACCCAGCAAAAGGUUCUGAACAGGGGCCUGACUUUUGUACCGACUGCAAAACUCCAUAACGAGCAGACUGAGAGGGACAUGAAUAAGUUCUAUUGGAGACUGGUACUCGGCGACUAUUUUGGUGAGUCAGAACUUAGAAAGACCCCUUUCACCCCUCCCUCAGACUGGAUGCCCAAAAGAAGGUACAGGUCCGAAGCUAUUCUAGAAUUCAAGAGCACACUGGGUGAGAUAAUAGAGAGGGAGAGGGAAGUACAGGGUAAGCCCAAUCUAACUAGGAAGGAGAGAGCAGCCCUAACAGAGCUGAGGCAAAGCAUGGACAUUGUUAUGAAACCUGUGGAUAAAGGGAGCAGCAUAGUUAUCAUGGACAAACAGCAAUACCUAUUUGAAGCACACAGACAAUUAAACAACACGGAGCACUACACGAAACUAAAGGAGCUCAUAUACUGGGAAACACACACGGAAAUUAGGAAUAUUUUGCAAGAACUGGAAAGGGCUGGGUACCUCAAAGGGAAGCUAGUGGAGUACCUGACAGGGAUACAGCCACGAGCAAGAAAGUUUUAUAUCCUUCCCAAAAUACACAAGAACCCAGACUCAUGGACUGCACCGGGAGAAAUUCCACCCGGCAGACCCAUCGUGUCAGACUAUAGCAGUGAGUCAUACAGGAUAGCGGAGUUCAUUGAUGCCAGCCUUACUCGACUCUCGCAGAAACACCCCAGCUACAUCAAGGACACGUAUCACUUUGUCAGUGAUAUGACAUUCCAGGUCAGUGCCCCCUGAGGCCAUACUCUUCACCAUGGACAUAGAAAGCCUGUACACCAAUAUCGAAAUGGACAGGGGUAUAGAGGCAGUGAGGGACAUCCUACGGAAGAACCCUCAGCCAGGGAGAUCAGACGAGGCCUUGCUAGAACUCCUUCACCUCAGCCUGACUAAAAAUGACUUUGAAUUCGAUGGUAAAUUCUACCUACAGGUCAAGGGCACAGCAAUGGGAAAGAAGUUUGCUCCAGCCUAUGCCAAUAUAUACAUGGCUUGGUGGGAGGAAACAGUCUAUCCAAAUUGUCUGAAAAAACCCAUGUGUCUCUAUCGAUACCUGGAUGACAUCUGGGGAGUGUGGACACACUCAAAGGGGGAGCUAGAGGAAUUUAUUCAAAUCCUAAACACUCA
This is a messenger RNA of Hypanus sabinus (Atlantic stingray), 1239 nucleotides long. RefSeq lists its product as uncharacterized. NCBI's taxonomy places the organism in Eukaryota, Metazoa, Chordata, Chondrichthyes, Myliobatiformes, Dasyatidae. The record is from RefSeq and is a predicted model, not a curated record. The transcript is spliced from 2 exons. The coding region runs from base 157 to 855 and encodes 232 amino acids.